This is a messenger RNA of Diprion similis, 1474 nucleotides long. RefSeq names its product ejaculatory bulb-specific protein 3-like. The record is from RefSeq and is a predicted model, not a curated record. Lineage: Eukaryota; Metazoa; Arthropoda; Insecta; Hymenoptera; Diprionidae. Bases 69 to 476 code for a protein of 135 amino acids. The transcript has 2 exons.
GGAAGAAUCAGGUUUGCUGGCAGUGAGUCCAUCUCAUCACUGCCGAUUCGCAUACCUGUAAGAGAAAAAUGUUAACAAUUUUGACUUUGCUCUGUAUCGGCGGCGGUGCGCUGGCUGCUGAAAGCGAUAAGUACACAACAAAAUACGACAACGUGGACGUGGAUGCAGUCAUUCGCAACGAACGUCUGACUAAAAACUACGUCGGUUGUCUCCUUGACCUCACGCCCUGCACGCCAGACGGUUCUGAGCUCAAAACCUGUAGCCAUGUUUCAGAAAAUCUUCCUGACGCUUUGGCAACGGAUUGUGCGGGAUGCAGCGUGGCGCAAAAGAAAGCAGCGGACAAAUUCUCGCAACAUCUGAUCGACGAAAAGCCAGAAGACUGGAAACUCCUCGAGACAAAGUACGAUCCUACGGGUGCCUACCGGCUUCGCUAUCUCGAAGAACAGUCCAAGAAUGAUACUGAAGCUGAACAUUAACAUGUUCUGUUAUCAUUUGAGGACCAGCUGUUGGGUGCUGGAACUUCCUUCUACCAUCUUAUCGAUCAAUGAAAUUGAAACUCGGAUACGAAUCAGCGCCGGAAGCAGUAAAGAGUAACAAUAGGGUGAGGGAUGACAGUUUGGCAGAGGGUCGCGCCUGAUAGAGUAGAUAGAUAUGGGUAAAAUUUAUAUGCAUGUCAUGACAAGGUAUCACAUAUCGCUGAGGUUGCAAAAGCAUACUCUGCAUAAAAAUCUGCUGCUGGUUCAUGAGAUUAAGAAACGAGUGUCAUAAAACAUAAACUAUAAACUUAUACGAUUUGGUUUCAAUUGCGCACUAUCUGUAUGUAAAAUUUCCGAAUUCAUUCCAAAAAAGUUCUACACAAGUUUACAUCGGCCAAUUUCAACACUCAAUUUGUUACAGUGUAUAUAAUAUAAUGCGAAUGCAGCAUACGAGCUUUCGAAUCACGCAAUGGUUUUCUUUGGCUGUGUUCACAUGAAAUUGUACUCAAUAUUAAAACCUGUGAAAUUUGUUUUAUAAUACAAAAAAAUCUAAGUAUACAUACCCAAAUUAGUCUUACUGUUGUAAAUAUUUUCGCAGACAAAACCUGUUGUUAACGAAACACGCAAAAAGUAAAAAAACAUUAAAAAAUCGAAUAUUAUUCAAUACUUGAGAAACCUGUAAUAAUAAGCGCGUAAUCAAGACUUUAUUGCUGAUUUGAGAGUUCAGUUAAAUUUUCACGAAUUUCAUGCGAUGAUAAUAACUUAUUAUUAUUAUUGUUAUUAUUAUUAUUACUUUUAUUUCACUUCAUGUAUAAGUGAUCACGCCUUUUGAUUCAUAUGAGGGUGUUCCUGCAUGUUUCUAGUGAAAAGUAAUGAAAUAGUUUUCAUUCUGUCAAAUACUCGGAAUCGAAUUAAUUCUUUCAGUAUAAGACUCGAUCUAUGGCAUAGAAAUUGUCGCCAUUUUUCUGGCUCUGCUCUCCACGAUCAGCUAUAGGUUA